Molecule: messenger RNA, 1445 nt
Organism: Hermetia illucens (black soldier fly)
Lineage: Eukaryota; Metazoa; Arthropoda; Insecta; Diptera; Stratiomyidae
Gene: Poxn
Product: paired box pox-neuro protein
Exons: 4
Coding region: 84-1307 (407 amino acids)
Biological process (GO): anatomical structure development; regulation of transcription by RNA polymerase II
Molecular function (GO): DNA-binding transcription factor activity, RNA polymerase II-specific; RNA polymerase II cis-regulatory region sequence-specific DNA binding
Source: RefSeq, a predicted model, not a curated record
AAAUAUUCAACAAUUGAACAAGAAAUCGAAAUAACGCCAGAAGAAGUCAUCCAGUAAAUUUAAGGAAGUUGGUAGCAGCUACUAUGCCCCAUACAGGACAAGCAGGUGUAAACCAGUUGGGCGGCGUUUUUGUCAAUGGACGUCCAUUGCCGGAUUGUGUACGGCGGCGUAUUGUGGAGCUGGCAUUAAUGGGCGUCAGACCGUGUGAUAUCUCGCGGCAAUUACUCGUAUCCCACGGAUGUGUAUCUAAAAUUCUAACGAGAUUUUACGAAACUGGUUCAAUUAGGCCAGGGUCAAUUGGUGGUAGCAAAACGAAGCAAGUUGCGACUCCAACAGUUGUCAAAAAAAUUCUUCGCUUCAAACAGGAGAACCCCGGUAUGUUUGCUUGGGAAAUUCGAGAUCAACUUCUAUCUCAGCGUAUUUGUGAUCCAAACACAAUCCCUUCAGUAAGUUCUGUGAAUCGUAUCCUCCGAAACGGAGGCUUAUGGACCGAUGAAAUGACUUCAAAUGAACAAAGUGCCAUGAUGCGAGAUGCACAGAUGUCGACAGCAUUCCUGAAGCAACAGCUUCCCCAAUUCUAUGGAGCAGCUGCCCCACCGAAUGGAACUGUAGAUUCAUCGCAUCUACCCAUCAGCCCACAUCAUCACCAUGGACCAUACCGAUAUUCCAACAAUGAGACCAUCAAGAAUCCAACCCCAGUUCAUCCCGCUAUCACUCCAGCAGAUAUUGGAAUGAAACCAGCGGUGAGUCUCCCAGCGAUAAAUGCGUCGACCAGUAGUAGCUCUGGAAGUCAAGUGGAGGCGCAGGACCUUAGUUACACCUUACCACCUCAUUCGCUAGCCACAUUUUCCAAACAUUGGCUGUGGAAUUCAUCACUGCUGUAUGGAUCACCACAUCGCAUUCACGACUCUGCGCAUACGUUCCUUCCCUAUUCAUCUGCUCAAUUUGCUGGGUACUUCCACUCUGGCGGAACGACGAAAUCAGAUAGUUCUAUUGAUCUAACCACGACUACUUCUACUCCUGUUUCUGACCCGCCUAGCGACUGUGAUUCAGGAAAAUCCUCUCCAUCUGCAUCGAGUGGUAAGAACAUUGCCGCUACUUCCGGAUCAACAGCCACUGCCAUAUCGUCAUUCAAUUCCCGCAAAAGGAACCCCUAUUCAAUAGAGGAGCUACUGAAAAAACCUGAAAAGCGAUCGCGACCAAAUUCUGCGCCCUCUGAGUGUUUUGAUGGAAAAUUAAAAAUUACAAAGGACGUCAUGCAGGACGAAAACGACGAUUCUGGUGAGAAUGUUGAAGUGGUGGAUUGAAUGGUGAGCAUAGGACGUUUGGAGGAUCGAAGGCUGCUUUCCAAAAGACAACUUAGUUUGUAGUCAGUAUUCUGAGGGAAAAUAAAUUGUUAAAUUAUUUUGUUGUUAAGAUUAUGUACAGAUUGUAGUAGUGUAACU